AUGAUCCUACGGGAGGAAGAGUUACUGAAGACAUUUCAAGGUUUGAAUUUGGGAGUUAGAAAAGAAUCUGGAAUCCUAUGUUUGAGUCAGUUGCAAAUUUUAAGUGAUUUUAAAUCAGAUCUUUUGAAGGCUCAUCAAGACAGUGAAACGUUACGUAAGGUAUUACCAGCAGUUGAACAGGAAAAACAGUGGAGAGUGUCAAAAGGACAGGAUGGUUUGUGGAUGUUCAAGAACUGGAUUGUUGUGCCAGAUACUGGGGACCUACGACAGAGUAUCUUGAAAGAAGCUCAUAAGAGCGGGUUUUCAAUUCAUCCAGGAAGUACUAAAAUGUAUCAGGAUCUAAAAGCGAUAUUCUGGUGGCCAGGUUUGCCUAGAACCCGGUCUGGUUAUGAUGCUAUUUGGGUGGUUGUGGACCAAUUGACGAAAUCAGCUCAUUUUCUUCCUAUCCAAAUAAGUUGCACAAUGGAGGAAUUGGCUCGAAUGUAUAUCAAAGAGAUUGUUAGGUUACAUGGCGUGCCUUCUACUAUUAUAUCUGAUAGAGAUCCUCGUUUUAUAUCAAGGUUCUGGGGAGCUUUUCAGCGUGCAUUUGGGACUCAGUUAAGUUUGAGUACUGCGUAUCAUCCUCAGAUAGAUGCUAUCAUGCGAGCAUCGAAAUGGCUCUAUAUGAAGCUCUAUAUGGCAGGAAAUGUCAAUCUCUGUUGUGUUGGUAUGAAGCUGGAGAAAAGAAUCUAUGCCGACCAAAGGCGAAAGCCUUUGGAUUUUGAAGAAGGAGAACAUGUCUUUCUGAAAGUUACACCAACCACUGGAGUGGGAAGAGCUAUUAAGACUGAGAAACUGAAUCCCCGUUAUAUUGGACCGUUUGAGAUCCUGAAGAGAAUUGGACCAGUGACUUAUAGAAUUGCCUUACCGCCGUAUCUUUCAAACUUGCACGAUGUGUUCCAUGUGUCACAGCUUCAGAAGUAUACUCCUGAUGCAAGUCAUGUUCUGGAACCAGAACCAAUCCAAGAAAGAGAAGAUCUAACACUUCCAGUAAUUCCUGUGAGAAUUGAUUAUAUUAAUAUUAAACGAUUACGUGGAAAGAAAGUAUCUUUGGUAAAAGUAGCUUGGAGUCGAGCUAGUAUCGAGGAACAUACCUGGGAGCUCAAAUCAGAUAUGCGAAAAGACUAG
Molecule: messenger RNA, 1167 nt
Organism: Arachis stenosperma
Lineage: Eukaryota; Viridiplantae; Streptophyta; Magnoliopsida; Fabales; Fabaceae
Exons: 4
Coding region: 1-1167 (388 amino acids)
Biological process (GO): DNA integration
Molecular function (GO): nucleic acid binding
Source: RefSeq, a predicted model, not a curated record